AUGGUGGAAGGUCCCGGCUGCGCCCUGCACGGGGAGAGGAUCCGGGCCCGGGUGCGCCGGGGCCAGGCGGUGCGGGGAGUGCGGGGCAGCGCGCUGCUGCCAGCCCGAUCUGGGGGCCCGGGGCUCGCUGUCUGCACCGGGAAUGCUGUGACUGGGAAAAAAACCUCCUGUCAGGAUUUCCUGAGAUUGCUGAAAGGAUGUGUGUACACUGGUGUAGAAACUUUGGGGAAGGAGCUUUUUAUGUAUUUUGGACAGAAAGCAUUGAGGGUUCACUUUGGCAUGAAUGGUUCCAUGUGUAUUAAUCCAACUACAAGCAAAGACCGAAAUGGAGCACCACCAAUUCUGGAAAUACACCUUACUGAUGAUAUGGUUUGUUUCUUUGAUGCAACAGUAGAGCUUAGGAAUGCUGCUGAAAGUGAGCAGAAAGUAAGAAUGAUGGAAGACUUAGAUGUAUGCUCUCCAAAAUUUAGUUUCUUAAGAGCAGAAAGUGAGAUUAAGCAGCAGAAAGGUCGCAUGUUAUGUGAUGUGUUGUUGGAUCAGGCAGUGUUACCUGGAGUGGGAAAUAUCAUAAAAAAUGAAGCACUCUUUGACAGUGGUCUCCAUCCAACUGUUAAAGCUUGUCAAUUGACAGAUGAACAGACACAUCACUUGGUGAAAAUGACCCGUGAUUUUACUCUUCUCUUUUAUAAGUGCCGCAAAACAGGAUCAGCACUCUACAAACAUUACAAGGUGUACAAACGCCCUAACUGUGGUCAGUGCAGUGGAAAGAUCACGGUUUGUCGUUUAGGAGAGAAUAACAGGAUGACAUACUUCUGUCCUCAGUGUCAAAAGGAUAAACCUCAGCUUGUUGAUGUUAGCAAACUGCCAACUAGAAAUAGCCUAAUUGGCUGGGCAUAUGGCAGGGGGUCAUGUUCUAAUGAACAUGUAGCUCAGAAAUCUGAAGAAGAGUGGACAUGUACUAUCUGCACUCUAAUAAACAAACCUUCUGCUAAGAUCUGUGAUGUUUGUUUGACUUCAAGGCCUGAAGUUUCAAAGGUAGAGAAUGAUAAAGAUUCUACAGCCUCUAAUAGCAGCUUAGUCAAGUACCCUUGUAACUGCUUUGGAAAGCCAAACACAGAAAUAAAGGUCAAUAGGAAAACCACAUUUGGAAUGACAACUCUAGUUUUGACAGAUCUCAGCAGUAAAGUCACUCCCUUAAAAAAUGACAGAAGUGAUAGCCAAACGCCAGAUGGAAAUUCUCACUGUGACUCUCCAAGAAACUACAACUAUUGCCAGAAUAACACCCGCCAGAGGAGUGGGAAAAAGUAUGAAUUUCAUUCAGCAAACUCACUCACUGCAGUAAAUACAGCAUCACCCUCCCACCAUCAGGCUGAUUCUUCUAAUCCAGUGAGGAAGAAACAGAAGAUUGAUCAUUCAUCCUCAGAUUUCAAAAGUAACGUGAGUUUGUCAAAUAGUGAACAUCGAGUUAACAUGACAGAUGGUAUUUGUACCUUAAAUGCGGUCAGUCCUCGCUGCAGUAAACACAACCGCCUCUGCAGUCUCAGAGUUGUGAGAAAGGAGGGAGAAAACAGGGGCAGACAAUUUUAUACUUGUCCUCUACCCAGAGGGACUCAGUGUGACUAUUUCAAAUGGGCAGACUUACAGUUUCCAUUCUGCAAUCAUGGGAAACGCUGCAUUAUGAGGACAGUAUUGAAGAUUGGGCCUAAUAAUGGAAAGAACUUUUUUGUGUGUCCCCUUGGGAAGGAUAAACAGUGUGAUUUCUUCAAGUGGACAGAAAAUGGACCAGGAAUGAAGAUUAUUCCAGGAUGUUGA
This is a messenger RNA of Emys orbicularis (European pond turtle), 1812 nucleotides long. It is a transcript of the gene NEIL3, whose product is annotated as nei like DNA glycosylase 3. Gene Ontology annotation, molecular function: DNA-(apurinic or apyrimidinic site) endonuclease activity; DNA N-glycosylase activity; zinc ion binding. The record is from RefSeq and is a predicted model, not a curated record. The transcript is spliced from 10 exons. Gene Ontology annotation, biological process: base-excision repair. NCBI's taxonomy places the organism in Eukaryota, Metazoa, Chordata, Testudines, Emydidae. Bases 1 to 1812 code for a protein of 603 amino acids.